ACGAUCAACUUUAAUCAACCGGUGCCAUUCUUAGUCAGUAGAGUCGUAAUCCUUGUCUCAGAAAGAUUCGUUCUUAUGUACGAUUUUUAAAGCACGCUCUAUCCUCUCCCUCUCUGCGAGAGCAAUACCACAACCAGUCAAUCCGAUCAAGUUAGCAUUUCAACAUUGUGCCAAACAUCCUCAACAUAAUGCAGUCUAAAGUGUACUUAACUGUAUUAGCCUAUCUUGUUGUCAACCUGUUGAUGAUUUCGUCGUUUCCCCAAGCUUCAAACACAUCUACAUCACCAUACAAAGAUGGCCAGCGUGUCGCUACAGAACUUUUCGCUUUUCCAGCUGAUCAAUCAACGAUCGAUUCAAUGCUCAAUGCUAGGAACCGAACUCCGGUUUACAUUCCUGAAAAGUGCCUUGAAAAUGAGAUUCUUUACCCAGGUGACCAGGAUAGUGAUUGGGUUUGCGACUGUAAGCCGACUUACGUCUUUCAUCCGCCAACGCGCAAAUGUUACGAAAUGUACACACAAGGCUACUGUGAAAACGGUUUCAUGAUCAAACUAGCCCUGAACGCAAAAAAACCAGAAUGCAUCCCAAACAGUUGCGUCAGCGACGAUCCGAAAGUUUCCAUGGUGAUGUUCAAGGGCACCUGUGUCGUGUUGAAUAACUACGAUCCUCGUUGUGAGAUAGGCCAACUAAAGCGAUUUGUUGGAGUAAACGAAACUACGCAUGAACUAGAAUGUAUAAAUAUUACUGGUGUUAAGAAUGCCGGUAAAGAACAAUCAAUUACACUCGGAUGAAUUAGAAAGACUUCCACUCAACGCAAGCGACAUCAAAUUUAUGAAUUUGUCUAUCACACAUACUGUAUGCUCAGUUGUUAUGUGUGGGCGAAACGCAUCCUUAAUAAAAUGAAGUAAAAAGAAUAUAAAA
This is a messenger RNA of Wyeomyia smithii (pitcher-plant mosquito), 918 nucleotides long. RefSeq names its product fibrillin-2-like. The record is from RefSeq and is a predicted model, not a curated record. Lineage: Eukaryota; Metazoa; Arthropoda; Insecta; Diptera; Culicidae. The transcript has 5 exons. The coding region runs from base 189 to 788 and encodes 199 amino acids.